Melampsora larici-populina 98AG31 is the source of this 2063-nucleotide messenger RNA. RefSeq lists its product as uncharacterized. Bases 168 to 1709 code for a protein of 513 amino acids. NCBI's taxonomy places the organism in Eukaryota, Fungi, Basidiomycota, Pucciniomycetes, Pucciniales, Melampsoraceae. The transcript has 11 exons. Gene Ontology annotation, molecular function: FAD binding; oxidoreductase activity. The record is from RefSeq and is a predicted model, not a curated record.
UCACAUACAGCUUGCGCUCUUGGCUGAAAGAAUGGUGCAUUUCAGGGAUAUAAAGCAGUCGCCCUUUCACCUCUUCCAUGAUAUCAUCCUAAAGCCGUUGUUCUGAUUCCACAUCAUCAAGUUACUUCCUUCAAUAUCUUCUUCUGAAUAUCAAACCCUUUGAAACUAUGCUCAACUCUUUGUUUAUCGUCUCGUGCGCUCUGAACUUUUUGUAUUCUACCAGAGCAGAUACUGCUUCUUUGCGAGCCAAGUUCUCCAAGUUAGGAAUCGACGCUGUCUUUCCAGGAGAUUCAACUUAUAACAAAUUUGCUACACCUUAUAACAAACGUCUGACUUAUAUUCCAGCUGCGAUCGUCUUCCCGAACAGUACUAAAGCUGUCUCGGAUUCAGUCAAAGUAGCUGUUGGAGAAAAGCUUCCAGUAUCACCUCGCUCAGGUGGACAUUCGUACGCCGCCUAUGGUUUGGGUGGAACUAAUGGCGCCUUAGUUGUCGAUCUCUCCCGACUCAAGACCGUAUCUGUCGAUCAAUCAACUGGUCAAGCUGUUAUCGGAACUGGAAACAGAUUAGGUGAUGUUGCUAUCGGAUUGAAUUCUCAAGGUGGGCGCGCACUUCCUCAUGGGACGUGUCCGUAUGUCGGUCUUGGAGGUCAUGCGUCAUUUGGAGGCUAUGGUUUCACGAGUCGGAUGUGGGGCUUGACUUUGGACAAUAUCGUCAGUCAGGAGGUGGUACUCGCAAACGGUACAAUUGUUCAGGCAUCGCAAAACAGCAAUCCAGAUCUCUAUUGGGCUCUGAGAGGCGCAGGAGCCUCGUACGGUAUCAUGACAUCAAUGAAAUUUCAAACUCAUGCCGCUCCAAGUCAACCUACCAACUUUGACAUUGAAUGGGAUUUUGAUCAAAAUGGCUUUGCAAACGCGCUAAUUAAAUUUCAAGUCUUUUGUCGGUCUAACGUACCAACUGAACUUGGAGUGGACGCCACUUUGGGACAAGGGAGCGAAUCUGGACGCCUGAACUUUGCCCUGGUUGGAGCCUGGUAUGGCGACAGCUCAAAGUUUCCGGCAGUCAUUCAACCUUUUUUGGAUACAAUGCCAGCGCCGAGCCAGAGGAGCGUAAAGAAGAGCGACUGGCUCACCAGCUUGCAAGGUUUGGCUGACUCGCAAGCGCUUUCAACUUCGGGCGUGGACUUAUCAGCAGAGCAUGAUACCUUCUAUGCCAAGUCUUUGACAACUCCACAGUCGACACCAAUGUCUAAUUCUUCUAUCAAAGCUUUCUCAAAGUAUCUCUCGUCGGAAGGAUGGAAAACAGAUACGAAUUGGUUUGUCCAGUUUGAGCUCUAUGGUGGUCAGAAUUCAGCUAUCUCUGCCGUAGCAAAGGAUGCGACGGCAUUUGCUCAACGUUCCAUCUUGUGGACUAUUCAAUUUUACACCUCAUCUAGCAACUAUGCGCCACCUUUCCCCAGUGCAGGAUUGACAUUCCUAGAUCAAAUGGUUUCGAGCAUUGUAAACAACAAUCCUUCUGGAUGGGGUUACGGUGCCUAUGCCAAUUAUGUCGACGAUCGCUUAACUUCCGCUCAGUGGAAGAAUCUCUACUACAACACACAUUAUCAACGAUUGACGCAAAUCAAGUCUGCCUACGACCCUCAAAACGUCUUCGCAUAUCCUCAAAGUAUAACUGAGGCAAGCUCAACACGAAGAAACAAACGUUGGGUUUAAGAUGAAGAGAUAGAUUUCUCUCAUGUAACAUAAAAAUUUCAUAGCAUUUUCAAAGUCUUUGUUCGACUAGAAGCUUUUUUCUCAUGUUCUCCAUCACAUCUGUAGUAGUUUCUCUCUAUAUUGGUUGCAUUUUUUCUAUUUUUUUCCACUUCUAUAUUUAUUUUCCCUCUGAUUUUGUUGUUGGAAGGAAUAUUUAAUUCCGUUCCUGUGUUCUUCUAAAUUAUUUUUUUUCUCAUUUAAAAAGACGUGUAAUUUUAAAGACAAUGAUCAGACUUCGGGCUUAAGCAUGGACUGAUGUACGAUUUUCGGGAAGCACAUUACCUGAUAAUGAUAAUGAUCAGACUUCAUCUAAGG